AUGCGACAUGGACGAGACGAUGUGAUCUUGGUGUACCUAGGUACCACCAUCCACAACAACAUCAAUUGCAGGGUCUACCCUUCCGCGGAACAAUGCACCAUUGUGCGAAUUUGUUCAGAGGCUGCAAAUGUGGAGAAGCGAAAGCCAGCCCGGUCGCGGCCCAAGGGAAGAUCGUUGCACUGA
This is a messenger RNA of Plenodomus lingam JN3, 183 nucleotides long. NCBI's taxonomy places the organism in Eukaryota, Fungi, Ascomycota, Dothideomycetes, Pleosporales, Leptosphaeriaceae. The record is from RefSeq and is a predicted model, not a curated record.